Messenger RNA from Emiliania huxleyi CCMP1516, 1299 nucleotides. RefSeq lists its product as hypothetical. The transcript has 3 exons. NCBI's taxonomy places the organism in Eukaryota, Haptophyta, Isochrysidales, Noelaerhabdaceae. The coding region runs from base 1 to 1299 and encodes 432 amino acids. The record is from RefSeq and is a predicted model, not a curated record.
AUGGAGCAGAUCGCGGCGACGCCGAGCAGCAUUACGUUGUCUCACUGCGAGGCAGUGAGCGCGACAGAGUUGCGGGGCGCACUCAGCGUUGCUCUCGUCAAGGCGCACGAGUCUGGGCUUGCCUGGCUCCGCCUCUUGCGUCUCGCAUUCUUUCCGCUGUCGUGUGGUGUGCAGCACACGGCCCAUGCGAUCGCCCCGUACGCGAAGCGGGCCGCAACCGCCUUUGCUCAGCAGCCGCGGGAUGUCCUGCUUCUCGAGGCGGCCUUGGUGCUCGCAGUCGCCUGUGCGAUUUGGCUGCGCCGCUUGCUUCGGCGCAAGCGUUACUGCGCGCGGUUGCGCGAAUGGGGGGCGGCGCGCUUCUACCGGCCCGUGGCCGAGCGCUACGCGCGCCUCGCCGGCGCCGUGCGUCAGCGCUCACGCCUCGUCGCCCGCCUGCUGCCGCACGGCCUGUAUGCGGUCGGCUGCCUGGCGGCGGCGCGGCUGCUGGAGGCGGUGCGGCUCGCGCCGAUGCUUCGCCCCGUCUGGCCGCACGCCGCGACGCUGCUGCUCACGCCAGUGCCCUGGGUGCGCACCCUCCUCACCCUCCGGUCGGACGGGCAGGAGGACCGAGCGCUGCAGCGCAGCUGGCUGAUGUUUUGGGUUCUGUGGGCGAGCGCACAGCUCCUCUCCGAGGCGCUCGCGCUGCUCCCGUUUGCCGCGCGGCUGCUCCCCGCGCAGGCCCUCUCGCUCGACUCGCCCUCGGCCGCCCCCGUCCUCUUUUGCGCCGCCGCGUGGCUCCACCUCCCGCACAGCGGCCUGCCGCUGCUCUACUCGCUCGUCGGGCCGGUGCUGGCCGCGCGCGCACAGAGGCUCUCGGACGCGCUGCCCGCCCUUCCAGCCGGCGUGUCUGCGCAGAUCGGGCUGGAGGGGUGGCUGCUGCUCGCCGCGGCGCUCUGCCUCUGCACGCCGUAUCCGCUCACGGCGUACACGCUCCUGUACUGGUCGGUCUGCCACCCGGCGCUGCGCUCCGUCGAGGCGCUCGAGGCGCAGCGGCACGGAGCCGAGGCGGCGGCCGAUGCCGCGUUCGCGACGCAGGUGCAGCUGCGGUACUGGCUGCUCCACUGCGCCGUCUCCGCCGUGCUGCAGCAGCUGCCGUGGCUGCUCUGGCUCCCCUUCUCCACGCACGGCCAGCUCGUGCUCGCCGUCUGGCUGCAGCUGCCCUACUUCCGCGCUGCGACCCUCAUCGCCAUCCGCCUCACCCCGCGGCUUCUCGAGCAGCCGCCAAAGGCGGAGGCUGAGAAGAAGCCGCACGACGACUGA